Molecule: messenger RNA, 2159 nt
Organism: Phytophthora nicotianae INRA-310
Lineage: Eukaryota; Oomycota; Peronosporomycetes; Peronosporales; Peronosporaceae
Exons: 1
Coding region: 80-2080 (666 amino acids)
Biological process (GO): fatty acid metabolic process
Cellular component (GO): membrane; endoplasmic reticulum
Molecular function (GO): long-chain fatty acid-CoA ligase activity
Source: RefSeq, a predicted model, not a curated record
CGCGACGUUGCGUCUGUCCGGCAGUCUUCAAGAUCCGUUACCACACGCUGCUCCCCGUUCUCCUCCUCCCGCUUCUAACAUGGGCACCGGCACCAGCUCCGAGCUUCCCAUGAGUCAGACGGACUUCGAGUCCUACACUGGCAAGCGCUACACCGUCGAGGUGCCCAACACGCGCGAUGCCACGCACGGUCCGGCCUACACUGUGCCAGACAGAGACCCGAUCAACGAAGACGAGAUGACGCUGUACCACAACUUCCUCAUCGGCUGCAACAUCGAGAAUGGCAACCGACCGCUCUACGGUCGACGCACCAUUGACCCCGACACAGGCAAAGCCGGAGCCUACGAGUGGCUCACAUACAACCAGGUCAAGACGCGAAUGGAGCGUGUGGCCAGCGGCCUGAAAGCUGCAGGCCACAUGAAGCGCCAAGACAUGGUGGGCGUCUUCUCUAAGAACCAAUUAGAAUGGUGUCUAGUCGCCCACGCGUGCGACCGCAUGAGUUACGUGCUCGUGCCGCUGUACGACACACUGGGGCCCGAUGCAGUGCCCUUCAUCGUCAACCACACAGAGUUGAGAAUGUUAUUCUGCGGUAAAAAGCAGUUCAACGUCGUCAUGGACUGCGUGGCUGAGUGUCCUACACUCAAGACGGUCAUUCAGUUUGAACCAGUCACUGAGAAGCAGCUACAACAGGCCAAAGAGAAGAACAUCGAGCUCAGAAGUCUCCACGAGCUGGAGCUACUGGGCGAAGCGGACCCUCAACCUGCCGAUCCUCCACUACCCACCGACGUCUCCACUCUCUGCUACACUUCAGGAACCACAGGAGACCCAAAGGGGGUCAUUCUACUGCAGAGGAACUACACGUACGUGGUCCGACAAAUGUGCAACCGCAUGGACAUCCUCCCCACGGACGUGCACUGCUCCUAUCUGCCACUAGCACAUGUGUUUGAACGUGCUGUGUUGGGUGUUCUACAGGCUCACGGCGCCUCUGCAGGCUUCUAUCAAGGAGAUCUGCUGCUGCUGAUGGACGACCUGGCCGAGCUUAAGCCGACGGUCUUCGUGUCUGCUCCCAGACUGUUUAACCGGGUGUAUGACAAGAUCACACAGGGUGUGGCUGCUGCUGGAGGGCUCAAGAAGAUCCUGUUCGAUCGCGCUCUGGCAGCCAAGUUAGCGGGUCUUCCUGCCGGCCACAAGACCCACGCGUUGUGGGACGCUUUGGUGUUUUCCAAGGUCCGCAUGGCUCUUGGCGGUCGUGUGCGUCUCAUUUUCUCGGGUUCCGCGCCGUUGAGUGCUGAGGUGAAGGAGUUUAUGAAGGUCGUCUUCUGCUGCGACGUCGCCGAGGGCUACGGACUGAGUGAGACGGCUGCUGCUGUGGCUGUGGGUGCUGUCGAUAUGCCCAUGGGGCCGCACGUUGGCGCUCCGCUCAUGUACGGACAAGUGCAGUUGGAAGACGUGCCUGAAAUGGGCUACACGAGUCAAGACAUGCCUCGUCCGCGUGGAGAGAUUUGCGUUCGAGGUCCUAUGGUCUUCGCCGGGUACUACAAGGAGCCUGAGAAGACUCGCGAGGCUAUUGAUGAACGUGGAUGGUUCCAUACAGGCGACAUUGGCUGCUGGAAUGCCGAUGGAACACUCAGUAUCAUUGACCGCAAGAAGAACAUCUUCAAGUUGGCUCAAGGUGAAUACGUAGCUGUGGAGAAAAUCGAGAACAUCUACGCUAAGAGCAAGUACGUGGCUCAGCUGUUCGCCUACGGUGACUCGCUUAAGAGUUGUCUGGUUGGUGUACUGGUACCUGACCCAGAAGUGACCGAAGCUUGGGCGAAGGAGCACGGACUGACUGGAGCAGGUGCUUCCAGUGCGAAGGUGGUGAACAACCCAGAGUUCCAGAAAGCGGUACUGGCAGACAUGGCUCGUGUCGACAAGGACGCACAACUUCGAGGCUUCGAACUCGUCAAGAGCGUACACUUCCACCCGGAACCAUUCUCUCUGGAGCAAGGAUUGAUCACACCCACGUUUAAACUCAAACGGCCGCAACUCAAGGCUUUUUUCCAGCCUCAGAUCGAUAAACUCUAUGAACAACUCAAGUAAACAACAGGUUGAGGACCGGAGUGCAUAGCUAAAUACUACUUAUCUUUUCACUAAAAUGAAGCUUCUUCUAUAUUAAUAA